Molecule: messenger RNA, 5288 nt
Organism: Limulus polyphemus (Atlantic horseshoe crab)
Lineage: Eukaryota; Metazoa; Arthropoda; Merostomata; Xiphosura; Limulidae
Exons: 5
Coding region: 1652-3355 (567 amino acids)
Molecular function (GO): protein binding
Source: RefSeq, a predicted model, not a curated record
UAAUUAGCUCCUCUGACCUACCUUUCCCUACAUCAUUACUUAGUGUGAUAUCAUGUUAGAAACUAACCAACACUUCAUUAUGUUAAACACACGAUUGCAUCAUCCUCCAACUUAAAUAGUUCAUAGCUCAUGAACCAUUAGAUAAGUAUAGUAUUUUUAUUGUUAAAACUGAUGGGCAUGAAAAGUCAUUUUUUUUUUGUGUUCCUGAGUUAUGUGAUGGAGUUAUGUUGUACACAGCCAGUUAAGUCCAUUCUCAUAAGUGUCAUAUCUGUUAUAUCUUUCUCUUCUUUGGCUUCUCUUGGUGAAGACCAUACUCCAUUCACAGGACUGACUCUCAAGAGUUGUGGCUUGUUAUAUGGAACAUUGUUUUGGAGGAAUUUCUGCCAUGUAGCUUGUUUGAUCUUUUCUUUACUCUUGGAAAACUUCUUGCAUACAUCUUAUGUGGAUUGAGUUUUUCCUUGCAAGUAUUUUGAAGAAUUGAUUUCACUGUUUUUGUAUAUUGUGGUGUUAAUUGACAUUCAGAUAUUUUAAUGAAUUUGGUGGUAUUUCUGGAUAUUCUCCUUUAUAACAUUUUCAGUUUUGUUACCUGUUCAAUUAUGCAACUAAUUCAGCUCAUGAAGAUUUUUCUUACGGGAUCAGUACAUGGAAUGUGGUUGGAUGGAUUGUCUAUCUUUUUAUAUAUUUUUGUGUGGUCCGAAAGGAUUAAUGUUUCCAGCCAAAUGUUCCAGAUAAUGAAUCUUUACAUGUAAAAACUUUUCACUAAAAUGUGUUAAGGCCAUUUCUUCCAACUUUUCUUUUCUCAAUAUAUAUAUUGCCUUCAGCACACUUUCUUAUCCCUCUUAUUUUCUAGAUUGGGAACUUAGCUACCCAUUCCAUCCAGGGAUAAAUAAUUUAUCAGAAGUUUUAAUUUUCAAGUACAUUGUAUAUACUUACAUUUGAAUGAACAUGUUCCAUUUCUUCCAAGAUCUUUCUCUCUCAUAUGCUUUUUUUAAAAAUUCUAUGAGAUAUAAAGAGUGGAAAAAUUAUAUUCCUCAGUGUACUUAGAUGUAUGAAUGUAUUCAACUGAAACAGAUGUCCCCCAAUGACUAACUGGAAAACUAAAUGGCUUGUAAUGCUGAAAUCUAGGGAUCAAUAGCCCAUUGCUGUAACUUUGUGCUAAAUCAAACAAGAACAAGAAUCAACAGAAAGAAAGAGAUGUUGUUGUAUUGAAACUUAAGAACAAAAAUUUGCAAACUAUGUUACAAUGUGAUUUAAGGAAAUACAAAAGAUAAGUUUAAAUCAACAACAUUUUGAAGUAUUAGCUAUCUAUCCAUACUGUAUACAGCUCACUUUCCAACCAGUAUCUUUCUGAUACUUAUUUUAUUUUUGUCACUAGAAAUAUGUUUUCUGUGAAGAAUAAUACCUUUUUUUAUCACUAUAAAUUUAAGGCAAGUUCAAAGAAGGUGAAGUGUAUAGUGGGUCUUCUCCAGGAAGCAAUGGUUUUAAAAUUUCCCAUGUGUCAACAACUACCAACUUGGAAUUGGCACAGACAAAAACUGUAAGCAAGUUAGUUGGCACAUCUGACAGUUCAUCUAAGACCCAAGAUGUUUUUUAUGACACUUUUAUUGAAGAUAAUUUCACUUUUGAGGCAUUAGAUCUAGGACCACCACUGAUGGAGGAAGUCUUCAAGGCUUUAGGCUGUACAAAUACUGAAGGUCUUUUUGACUGUAACUUGUCCAUUGAAGCACAAAGUGACUAUAGCUUUGACCAGGAAAAAAACAAGCAGAGUAUAAAUACUGAAGGUUUUUUCUCAGAUGUACAUAAGUUACAAUCACCAUUGAUUACAGAAGAGAAAUGUGUUGUAGAGGAUGUGACUGAAAGAGAAUGUAGAAUAGAUAAUGUUUUUGUUAAUGAUCAACAACAAGAACCAAAUAUAAGAACUGAUUUAAUUGCUGAUGAAGAAACUUUUCAAUCUGCCAUUGUGAUAGCUAAUAAACUAACUCAAGAAAAUAAAUUUGGCAAUCAAUCCACAGAUGAAGAUUCUGUGCUACAAGAAAGCCACAAACUUCCAUCCUCUUUCAAUAAAAGUAUGUUAAGAGGAACACCUAUGAUUGAGAAAAUAUUAUUAAGUUCUGAAAUUGAGUCCAUUCCAAAUAUACAGUCAUUUUUACAGGAUAAUGCUGAUAAUUUAUACACAUCUUGUAUAGAAAAUGGACAGGGACUAAAAACCAAAGGUCUUUAUUUUACUCCCAUUCCUGUUUCUGAACCAGAAGUUUCUCAACUGCAAGUUUCUAUUGAUUAUCAACAUUCUAUAGAAGCAUUUAAAAAUAAUCAGGAACACUACAUUAGUACUCAAAACAAAAGCAAGGAUAACCAGGUUAUAUCAAGACCUUCUUUGCUUCAAUCUAAACAUUCUUCAGAUAUCGAAGAUAGCUCUGAGUCCAAUCCCUUAAGAAUGCUUAGAAAAGGUAGACUUGUGCAACCAAAGGUGCGUGGCAAUAAACACAGUAUUCCUCUUUCUAUCAAAGGAACAGUUGUGUGUCCAAGCACUGUAAAACCAAUAGGUAAUGGGCAGAAUGAUAAAAAAUAUAUACCAUCAGAAUCUCCUCCUCUUCCUUCAUCUGAAAAUUCAUUGUCAUCUUUAUCAUCACAUAUGUCAGUUACAUUAGAAAAUGAUAUUAGACAAGAGCCUAUUCCUAUUAAAGAGACAUCUGCUAAAACUCAAGAUUUUUGGUUUGGUGAUUGCGAUGAAAAUUUUUUAUCCAAUGCAGAGUUGACCUUUAACUCUUUGGAUGAUCACCUGCUAUCCUUUCCAAGGUCACAAAUUGAUAGUUCACAUUUUUCAAGACAACAGCAACAGAGAUAUCCAUCUACCUUAACAAGUGAAGAUUAUGAAAAAAUAAAAUCGACCAUUCUAUCCAAACAGUCACAUCCAAGUUCUUUAAAUGUAUCUAACAGUGGAAGUUUUUCAAACUGGAAAGCUAUUUCCGAAGGUAAAAUCAAUUCUGUUACAUCUUAUGAAGGCAAGGUAAGUUCUAAAGAUGAGCUGACUGUUGCAAGAUCUGACCCAUUGAGAAUAUCCAGGAUGCAAGAAGGACUAAUUAAAGAAACGGAUUCAGAUGAAGUACGCAUCAUUCAGAAGGUAUUAGCCGAAAAUAAUGUUACACCAGAGGAAUGUGUUAUAGCACUCAAAGAGACAGAUUGGGAUGUGCACAAAGCUGUGAAGGUUUUGCAACUUCAGUGCACAGUAAACAUCCACAACCUUGAAGUAGAAGAUUUCAAGCAAACACUAAUUCAUUGUAAUUGGAAUGUUCAACAUGCAGCAGACUUCCUGCUUGCACGCUAUAUUGCAGGAGAAGACACCACAGAACUCUAAUACUUACUCAUUAGAGUGUUAAUCAUAUUAAUAUUCAUUAAAGCAGCAUGUAUAAUGAUACAACCCAUAGAUGUAGAAUUUUUACGUAACAAGUUACUAUUUGUGUGUGUGCCAAAAGCCAAUAUUCUUUCUUUUUUUUUAACUAUAAAAGAAGAUGUACAAAAGAUGCUAAUCUAAAACCAAACAUACUUCUGUGGCAUUAUUUUUGUACUUGUACUUGUAUUUUAUAUUUUUAUAGAAUAUCACAUUAUAGGAGUCACCUUAUAUUCUUCAGUCUGAAUAUUAAAAAGUAUCUUGUAUCCAUACUUUUAUAUUUUAAUAUUUAACAAGCUAGAGCUUAGGUUCUUGGGUUGAUAUUUUUGUUUACACUAUCAGUGUUAGCAUGUUUUUACAAAAACAGUAGUAUUAAAAUAACCUUUGACAGUUGCAUGAACCUGGUCGUAUAAAGGGUUCAGAAUAUUUGGUAGGAGAAGGUAAAUUCUAAUCUGGUAAAGCAAGUUGAGUUGCAGCAGUUGUUGUUUUUUUCAAGAGUUCAAUAUUUGUUUUACAUUGAAUAAAUAUAAUGACUGGUAAAGUUAUUUAAUAUGAAGAACAGAGAAGUUUUGUAACACUGUUUUUAAAAUCAUAGUACUAUGUUUUAAAUGUUUAAUCUUACAAAGUGAAUAAGAUAAGAAAAAGUUCAAAGAUUGAACCAUUUCAAAGAACCAUAUUUUUAAUCCAUUGGUCACAAGAAUUUACUUUACUUCAAGUAAAACUGAUCUGAAAAAUAAGUUAUCAAAAUUUUGAUAUAUGUUUUUGAUGAGAACAGCUAUAAAAUUUUUAAAAGAGUAUUUAUAUAACAAAAAGAAAUGCAGUAAUAAUUUAGAGCAAUCAUAAAAACUUUAUACUUCCAAUGAAGUUUUCAGUGACAUUUGGAAUAUUACAUUAGUAAUUACAUUUGAGCCUUUUAGAGAAAUGAAAAUACUGCUACAAGUCAAUAAAAAGUUGCCUUAUAUAAUAUUUGUUUACAAGUACAUUCUCUGAACAGUUUAAGUGUGUAUGUAUUUAACCAGUAAGUUGAUUUUAGAUUCAGAAGACUUAUUUGUUAUAUAUACAUAAAUAUAAUAAUGUACUAUAUUGAAUACUACAUAAAAAGUUUCAUGAAAAUAAGUUUUGAUAAUUUUUUUAUAAGUGACCUUGCCAAUGAAUCUCUUCCUUGUUAAUUUUUUUUAAAAAGUAAAGCUUUUAUUUCUAGUCAAAAUAUAAGAUUUUUAUAACAAAUGAUUAAAAUGAAAAAUGACACAUCUUGUUUUUGUAAUUUGUUAAAGACCAGUUUGUAACUUCAAUCCAUGAUUGGUAACUAGUUAGUACAACCAGGUACAUUAUGUAUUUUGAAAAAAUGUUGAAAAUUUUCCAUAGAAAAAACUUAUUAUAUUGCCUAGUUAUAUUUUUGUAUCCUACUUGAAAGGAAUAUAAAUUUGAAGGAUUUCUAAUGUUGGAAACUUUAAAAACUAAACUUAAGGUGGUGCCAAAACAUUGUCUGUGUAUUAAGUUCAUUAUUUUAAUAAAUAUAUGUGUACUUAUACCCAGAAUAAACCACUAUAAUAAGUCUCUAAUAUAAAUUUCAUAAACUUUUAAUGGGACAAAAAAGAGCCUAUUAGCCCAUCAAGGAUGUCCCUUCCAGCUCCCAACUAUAACCACCCCUUACUACUUAUGUAUUCAUCCAAUCUUUUCUUGAACUCGUUUAAAUUUUAUGCCUCCACCACCCUUGAAGGCAUCUUGUUCCAAAAGCCAACUACCCUCUUUGAAAAGUAAUACUGUCUAAACUGUAGAUGACUCCUACGUUGCCAAAAUUUAAACUUAUGCCCCCUUGUCCUAUUGUUUUCACUGUUAAACAAAAAAGUUGAUGGAUCUAUAUUAUAAAUACCAUUAAUAAUCUUAAACACUUCAACCA